CGAAGAUCGCGGCUAGUGAGUAGUGCUUGCAUUCAAGGAGUACAGUGUCAUUUCUGUGGACAGUUUUUAGAAUUUUAAGAUCGAUUAAUACCAUUCGGAUUGCGUUUUCAUCAUCUUGUCGUUAGUAAAGCAAUAUCGUCGCGUCGUCGAAUCUCGAAAUAUGUGCGUAUGCGCGUUCGCGGCGUGAAAAUUAUCAAAUUCGUCGGCUUGCUCCAAACAGUUAAAACGGGACUAAAAUAUUAGGAUUUCGUGAUAGAAACGGAACAUAGGUUAUAUGUCGGUAACGUAUCCUCUUACUCGAUCGCUCGGACAAGGCGGACGUACGGACGGAGUCCCGUAAUCCUGAAUGGCCGCCGCUACCGCUUUCUAGGUUACUGACGGACAUCCAAAGAGAGCGACAGAGAAGGAGCGAUUGAAAUAGAGAGAAAGAGCAGGCACUAGAGUGAAAGAGUAUACGUGCACACGAGUGGGAUAGAGAGUGAAAGAGUGAGAGAUAGAUAGGAAAGACAGUGUAAUAGAAAGAGUAAACGAGAGGGAACGUCGUGUAGAGAGGAAAGAAUAGAAUAGUCGCAAAGAGAAGAGAAGAAAAGGGUUGAGAAGAAAGGGAAGGGACGGGAAGGGAAGGCAGGGGAAAAAAGCAAAAAGAAAAGAAAAGAAGAAAUGGGAAGCGAAGAGAAAGAAAAAUAGCGAGCUAUCGCGCGCAUUCACAACUUUAAACGCAAUCACCGAUGUGUGACCUCCGAGAUAUCCGAUCAUCACCGUUUUUCGAGUGUACUUUCCGUAUUCGCCACCGAUUUCGGAUCGGAGACUCGUUGCAUGUGGCAGACGAAGCUUGAAUCGCUGGUGCUGCUACUGUCGCUGGUGCUGCUACCACCGCCGCCGUCACCGCCACCGCCGCUUCCACCGCUGUCCUCGUCAAGCACCUCAACUUCAACGCCGAGACUUUUACCUUAGAUAAACGCGUGCUGCUUUCGUACUCGUACGCGUGUAUAUGCAUCUCGACGUGUACGUAUCUUAACGGACUAGUGAUCCCAGAACGUGUUGCGUCCUAGCUAGCAAUACAAGUGGGUGUGGGUUUCGUUCGUAUGACUGGCGUGUAUGCAUGCGCGUGUGUCGCGUCUAUGUGCCGUGCCGUAUGUAAUUGCGCUCGCGCGCACUAUGGCCAUAUACGAUCGCUCGUUUGUGUGUACAUUCGUGUAAGGAUGGCGUAAGGGGAGAGGGUGCAUCGUCGAAGCGUUGGAGGGUUUGAGGCAGUAAAACUGGCUGGCCUACAAUGUCCGCUAGUAUGCGGAGCACUUUGCAAACUGUUCCAGAAUCAGUGCCGGCCGACCACGUCACAAACUCCAAAACAGGGGAUGGCGUGGGAGUGUCGAGUAGCGGUGGUCGACUCUCUUCUCGAAGUCGAACCUCGGAGGAACCCCACAUCGGCAAGUACAAAUUACUUAAAACAAUUGGCAAAGGUAACUUUGCCAAGGUAAAACUUGCCAAACAUGUACCUACCGGAAAAGAAGUGGCUAUCAAAAUUAUUGACAAGACUCAACUAAAUCCCGGUAGCCUUCAAAAAUUGUUCCGAGAAGUAAGAAUAAUGAAGAUGCUCGAUCAUCCGAACAUAGUGAAGCUUUUCCAAGUGAUCGAGACUGAGAAAACAUUGUACCUGGUAAUGGAAUACGCCAGUGGUGGCGAAGUUUUUGACUACUUGGUCCUACAUGGUCGAAUGAAAGAAAAGGAGGCUAGAGCAAAGUUCCGGCAAAUUGUCUCUGCUGUGCAAUACUGCCAUCAAAAAAAGAUCAUCCAUAGGGAUUUAAAGGCUGAAAAUUUACUACUCGAUAGCGAGAUGAACAUCAAAAUCGCUGAUUUUGGUUUCAGCAAUGAAUUCACACCAGGCAACAAGUUGGAUACUUUCUGCGGAUCACCUCCUUAUGCAGCACCUGAGCUUUUUCAAGGUAAAAAGUAUGACGGACCCGAAGUAGAUGUCUGGUCGUUGGGAGUAAUAUUAUACACUUUAGUGUCUGGAUCACUGCCCUUCGACGGUUCGACACUGAGAGAAUUGAGGGAACGAGUAUUACGGGGAAAAUAUCGAAUUCCAUUUUACAUGUCCACGGAUUGUGAAAAUCUUUUGAAAAAGUUUUUGGUGCUUAACCCGACAAAACGGGCAUCUUUAGAGACUAUUAUGAAGGAUAAAUGGAUGAACAUGGGAUAUGAUGACGACGAAUUGAAACCGUACUUAGAACCUGAACCUGAUUAUAAAGACCACAAGAGGAUAGGUGAGUCUGCCAAGGCCCUGGCUAGUAUGGGGUAUACAAGAAGUGAAAUAGAAGAUUCCUUAGGACAAGCAAAGUACGAUGACGUGUUCGCCACGUACUUACUCUUAGGAAGAAAGACAACUGAUCCUGAAUCAGAUGGCUCGCGGUCAGGCAGUUCGUUGUCACUACGCAACAUUCCACCGCAAGCUGGUUCAGGUGGUGGUGGAAGUGGAGGUGGAGGAGGAAGUGGAGGAGGCACUGGUGGUGCUGUGCAGAGUCCAUCGCAUAGAGGUGUUCACAGAAGUAUCUCUGCUAGCAAUCCAAAACCGAGUAGACGAGUUUCAUCCGGUCUCGAAACGCUUCGAGCAGCGCCGAGCCCAGGAAAUGCAACGAACCAUAAUCACGCAACUCCUACGACUGGUGGAACUGUAACUGGAAACACUGGUAGUAAUUUUAAGAGACAAAAUACUGUGGAUGCGGCCACGAUCAAAGAGAAUACUGCUCGCGUUUCUGCGAGCCGACCUUCGGCUCCUAAAAACAGUCCUGGCCAAUUAGAUACUAUGACAAUGUUCAUUCUAGGCGUGGGUACAAGUCCCGGUGGUAGAGCAUGGGCAGGAAAGAGCAACACAAUGAAUGCAGGGGUAGGUAGUGGUCGGCCUCUUACUUCACCUGCCCCUGGUUCUGUUGGUCGACGUAGUACCAUCUCUUAUGAUCAAGCGAAAACGUCCUCUUCAUCUACCGAAAGAACCAACGAUACACCCAGCCUUGGCGAGGGCACUAGACCAACACGGGGUCACACCAAGUCUGCGAGCAUCAGCGCAGGUCACCGUUCCUCAAGUGGCGUAGCUCCCAGCGACCAUUCACUACUGGACCCUCAACCACGCAACGCCCACAACUCCUUACUCGCCACUGCUGACCCUCUUAGACAGAGCUUGGGUGUGUCUCCAAGUAAUAGACUGGCAACACCUACAACACCAGCAUUUCCUCGAAAUGUUCCAAGCCGUAGUACGUUUCAUUCUGGUCAGAAUAGAGCUCAGCGAAAUCAUACUCAGGGUCACACGCAUACACAGGACACAAAUGCAAUUAGUCCACUAGCGAGACCGUCCUUCUUCUCCAAAUUGUCCUCAAGAUUCUCCAAACGCCCCAUGGACCCAUCCGUACCUCCCAAGCACCCAGUAGUGAGUGGUGCAACUACUAACGAUGAGCAAGUUAAGCCACGCAGUCUACGUUUCACUUGGAGUAUGAAAACUACGAGUAGUCGAGAUCCAAACGAAAUUAUGUCCGAAAUUCGAAAGGUAUUGGAUGCCAAUAAAUGUCAGUACGAACAACGUGAAAGGUUUCUGCUGCUAUGUGCGCAUGGUGACGCAGCGACAGAUAGCCAAGUACAAUGGGAAAUCGAAGUUUGCAAACUGCCACGACUUUCUUUGAACGGAGUACGUUUCAAACGGAUCUCAGGCACUUCAAUUGGCUUCAAAAAUAUUGCUAGCAAGAUAGCAAAUGAGCUCAAGCUGUGACUGCCGACAACAGGCGCCCUAUCCACCCGCGCCAAUCCAUAACGUUCUCAUGAUCGAUGACACGGAUUCACAGUUACCGACAACUUUCAUUUUUCCUUCUUCUGGACUUUGACCUUCUCGAUGAUAUCAAUACCGAUACAGAUAUCGAUACCGAUACCGAUACCGAUACCGAUACCGAUACCAAUACCGAUACCGAUACCAAUACCAAUACCAAUACCAAUAUCCAUACAUAUACCUAUACACAUACCAAUAAUGAUUCCGAUUCUGGUUCUAGUUCCAAUCUUCAUUCCGAAACCAAUACACGAGAGAUAUUCGUUUAAAACAAUUCUCUCUAUCCCGUCCCAGUUGAACAGCGAAAGUAACGUCGGCAGAAUCGAACUUUCACCGAUCAUCGAUCAUCGAUCUUUGAUUUAUCAAGCAUUACAUCAUCCCGUUACUUAUUCGGAAGCCUCGAAAAAACUGUGAUCCGUGACCGUUGAACGCGCGCAUAUUCAAAUACUCCCGAGUGCCAAAACAAAAUCAAGCAGUCGGUUUUUCGUGAAAUCGUCUAGAUAUGGAAUAAUACAAUGGGAAGAUUGGGAGUGAAUGAAGAAGGUGGUGCUGAUCGGACAGAAACGUGAAAAAAUUCAAAUGAGAUUCCACAGAAGGAAGAAAAGAGAAGAGGCUAAAAGAAGAAGAAAAAAAAAAGAUAAUACGAAAAGAUACGAAUUGAUCGUAUCGCGCGACAAAUUGUUAUCGGUCGAUAUGAUCGAUCUCUAAUAAUUUAACAUUCUUCUUAUCGAUACGCAAAAAAAAAACGAUGUUUGAAAUCUUCUCGAUAUCGAGAAUAUCAUUCGCGUCGUCGUAUCAAUUGUCGAAUUAUGCUCAUUUUCUGUACUCUCUCAAUCACGCCGAAACGGUUGCUAUCAACUUAAAUACUACGCGUUUACAGUAUUAUAUAUUCCAAGCAAUUUUCUUGAUGUUAUAACACGGUUAUCUCCGGUGAAAUUGACAAAAUUAUUAUUUUUUAGUUAUUUAAGCCAAUCUUAUAUUCGCGUCUUCUACAUAAUUAUAUUUGAUCUUUUUUUAUUUUAUUAAUUUCUCUUUCCUUUUACAAAAUUUCUAAUUUCUCUCUCACAAAAAAUAUUGUUUUAUUUUAAUUGUGCCUAAUAAUGCGUAUCAAUAAAGUAUAAACUUUCUUCUAAUGAGCGAGGAAAGGGAUAUAGAACCUGUUGGCAAGAGUGGAAGGAAAGACGAGAUGAGUGGAAAAUAGUGUACAUGAAUAAAAGCUCUUUAAAAAUAAAGAUAUUUAUAAGUGGGGCGUUCGAUCGAAUGCAUUAUGCAUUCUAUGUCAAGAGUCUUUCUUUUCGCAACGUUAAUUUUUCAAAUUACGUUUUUUAUAUACAUAUAUAAGGGGCACUCAAGUAAACAAGUGAUCUGUUUGUACAUAAUCAAUCAAAUUAUUCGAAAAAAGUGUAAAGGAAUAUAUAGGAAUAUAACUUCUAUCUGUAAUGAAAACAUCUUUAUACAUUUGUCAUUCGUUGAAUAU
Apis florea (little honeybee) is the source of this 5285-nucleotide messenger RNA. Its product is annotated as serine/threonine-protein kinase MARK2. Gene Ontology annotation, biological process: intracellular signal transduction; protein phosphorylation; microtubule cytoskeleton organization. The record is from RefSeq and is a predicted model, not a curated record. Gene Ontology annotation, cellular component: cytoplasm. NCBI's taxonomy places the organism in Eukaryota, Metazoa, Arthropoda, Insecta, Hymenoptera, Apidae. Gene Ontology annotation, molecular function: ATP binding; tau-protein kinase activity.